This is a messenger RNA of Rhagoletis pomonella (apple maggot), 2042 nucleotides long. It is a transcript of the gene Smyd3, whose product is annotated as histone-lysine N-methyltransferase SMYD3. Gene Ontology annotation, molecular function: protein binding. The record is from RefSeq and is a predicted model, not a curated record. The transcript has 10 exons. Gene Ontology annotation, cellular component: nucleus. Lineage: Eukaryota; Metazoa; Arthropoda; Insecta; Diptera; Tephritidae. The coding region runs from base 331 to 1779 and encodes 482 amino acids.
UGUUCAGGUGUUAAAAAUAGUUCAUAACGCCGCGUUUUAUUUAUUUUAUAUUCUCAUUUCAGUCCUAGAAGAAAAAUAAUUUAAAAAUAGCAUAUGCCAGUGCGUCAGAAGAGGGUAUAUUAAUGCGGACGGGCCCACAAAAACAGUCUUUAAAUCAUUGUCCAUCAGAGUGCUAUCAAAAAUCUGAGUAAAUCAAGGUUGAGCAGCGCUUAUACUGGUAAACUAUUUCAUUUUCAUAGUGCAGCUUUUGGAUCGAACUGGUAAUAGCAUCGAGUCCCUCGAAAUGUCAGUUGUUCGAGGACUCGUGGACUGGUGAGAACGUGAAGAUCAAUGCCAACUUUUCUACGCAUACAAGACUUUCAUAAGCUCUUAGCCGCUUUUGGCAGCACAACGCUGCCGCCGGCAUCUGCAACUAAAAAGAGCAAUAGCCAGGCGAACAGAAGAAUGAAGUCAGCAGUACGUAAUGGCACAGCAAUUCAACGAGGCGAUCGCAUACUUACGGAACAACCAUUUGUCUUUGUGCUGCAAGCCAAAUACCGUAAAGAGCGCUGCGAUAAUUGCCUGCAAGCCUGCAAGGUAUUGAAAUGUGCCAACUGCCAGUACGUGUAUUAUUGCGGUCGUGACUGCCAAAUGCAAUGCUGGAGGCUGCAUAAAAUCGAAUGUCCAUUCCUAAAGCGCAUUUAUCCGCGUAUUGUGCCCGAUGCAGCACGCAUGCUUUGUAAAUUGAUAAUACACUUGGACAAGGGAGGGGAUCUAGUGCGUGGGUACUACACUGAAACUUGUUCACGUCGAUUUCGUGACAUGAUGUCCCAUUAUGGUGAGAUAAAAAAUGACGCACGACGUUUGGAGCAUUUAGAAUCUUUGCAUGGCGUGUUGCGAGAUAUGAUGGGAGAAAGUGCUAUAGUGCCUAAUCUAACGGAAUUAACAAGUAUCUAUGGGAGGUUAAUCACUAAUGGCUUCAGCAUACUCGACCCUGAAAUGAAUUCCAUUGCCACAGCUAUUUAUCUUGGCGUUUCAGUAACAGAUCACAGCUGCAAGCCAAACGCGGUUGCUACCUUCGAGGGUACUACCUUACAUGUGCAUGCAAUCGACGACAUCGAGUGCUUGGAUUGGUCCAAGAUCUUCAUCAGCUAUAUAGAUCUUCUAAAUACACCUGAACAAAGGCGUGCCGAGCUUCAAGCGAAUUAUUUUUUUCUCUGCGUAUGUUCGAAAUGCACUGAUGUGCAGGAAACACACGAAAUGCUAGCUGCUGCCUGUGGCAAUAAAAAUUGUAAUGAGUAUUUAGAUAUAAAUCUCAAUAACUGUCCACGUUGUGAUACUGGCGUCAGUCCGAAGCAACGGAAUGGAUACAAUGAGGCUAUGGCCAUAACAAAAAUGCACUUGGAAAAUAUGAAGGAUGUGGCUUAUUUCGAUGUUUGCAAACUAUGCCUCGCCAAACAAAAAGGUUUUGUUCAUCCACUAAAUAUUUGGCAUGUUAAAACUUUAGAUGCGGCGUUUGAAGCUGCCAUCGAUGUGUUGAAGUGGAGAGAGGCGUUGGAGUUUGGCAAAGAGUUGGUUGUAGGCUUCAGAAAAUAUCUCGGCGAUUGGCAUCCGUUGCUAGGUCUGCUUUAUUUAAAAAUUGGCAAGAUUCAACUAUACGAAAACUACUUACCAGAGGCCGUGAACAGUUUAAAGGAAGCGCAAAAAAUUCUCCAAGUUACCCAUGGUCGAGAUCACAGCCUGUUGCGUGAGCAAUUAUCACCUUUACUUACACAGGCUGUUGCCGAGAGCUCCGAAUAAAAUUCCCAACAUAUUCUGGCUUUAGCUGAGUGUGCAGGGACGCAUGCUACUGCAGCAGGUUGAAUUGCCUUCAGACGCAACUUACCGAUUAUUAAAUGAUAUAAUAAGCGUUUAUUAAUAUUCAAAUAUCUGCUGAAUUUACAUAUUUUCCUAGGCGAAUAUAUAUAAGUUUAUAGCAGAAGUACAAAAACAAAAUGUACACGUCAAGGGGAAUUUAUAUAUAUAUACAUAUAGAUUUAUAUAUAUAUGUAUUAAUUCGCUUU